CGGUGAUCCAAUGGCGUCUGAAGGGCAUUCUCCAUGCGAAGGAUACUCCACGGGCGAAGAGCAUCCCCAUGGAAUUGCUUCUGCGUGGAGCGAACUGUCCUACCAAAGUCGAGCUCCUGAUAUCAACGGGUACCUGGAGCCAGAAUGGGUUUCUCCUCACUCGAGCUUCCCAACCUCUGCGAAUCCAUUUGUUCAUACAAAUGGGUCUAUGCCGACGCCAAUUAGUCUUUCAGGUACACCUGUUCUUGAACCAGGGCAGAGCCCUUCACAUAGCCACCAUGAUCUUCAAUAUCGCGAUAUUACGGAUUCCCCUACACACCAUGGACUCGGCAUCAGUGGACCGACUACUACAAACUAUGUGCAGCCCGGUAUCUUCACAUAUGACCAUCCUCAUCGCGACGCACUGGAUAAUCAUUUUUUGCCUGAAUCUCAAGUAGCCGGGUUUGGCUUACGGGCCCUCAAUGGUCCUACGCAAUCUAACACUCUAUCUACGCGAUCCAAUCCUGGAAGGGGCCAUGUGAACAUUGCUCCAAAUCCUGAUGGACUUCUUAAACUCCAGCGUGAUAGGAAAAGAAAUCAAGGCGUAGACGCGUCCCAACGCCGCAGGUCUGGGUCGUCUCGAAGAAAUUCGGGGCAAAGAUCAAGGCCGUCACAGAUGGAUCGCGAAAACGAAGCUGUUCGAUCAAUGAGAACCGAGAGAAAUUUAUCUUGGAGAGAAAUUGUGAUGAGAAUAAACGCUGAAUUUAGGACAAAUUAUUCAGCCUCCUGUCUUCAAAUGCGGAUGACGCGUAUGAAGCACCGAGCCAUGCAAUGGCCCGAGGAAGAUGUCCAAGCACUUCAGCGAGCAUAUGAAUUCUGGGAAUCGGAAAAGUUCGAGAUCAUAUCACAGAAGAAGAAAGUCCAGAGGCUUCCGAAGGCCCCCUCCGAUGUCGCCAACGCAGAACGCAAUAAUAUUUUCCAGCAAAACAAUGCUGUAUAUUAG
Histoplasma capsulatum G186AR is the source of this 982-nucleotide messenger RNA. RefSeq lists its product as uncharacterized. The transcript has 4 exons. The record is from RefSeq and is a predicted model, not a curated record. Bases 11 to 982 code for a protein of 323 amino acids. Lineage: Eukaryota; Fungi; Ascomycota; Eurotiomycetes; Onygenales; Ajellomycetaceae.